This is a messenger RNA of Candida tropicalis MYA-3404, 810 nucleotides long. RefSeq lists its product as uncharacterized. The coding region runs from base 1 to 810 and encodes 269 amino acids. NCBI's taxonomy places the organism in Eukaryota, Fungi, Ascomycota, Pichiomycetes, Serinales, Debaryomycetaceae. The record is from RefSeq and is a predicted model, not a curated record. The transcript has a single exon.
AUGGUUGAAGUAAACACAGAAGGAAAGAUCGCCGUCGUCACUGGUGGUACUAGAGGUUUGGGAUUAUACUGUGCUGAAGCUUUGGUUUUGAAUGGUGCUUCCACAGUUGCAAUUACUUCAAGAAAGAAAAAAGCAUGUGAUGAAGCAAAAGCACAUUUGGAGAAAUUAGCUAAAGAUAAUGGAAAAUCCACCACAAUCAUUUCAUUCCCAGCUGAUCUUGCUGUUGAAGAACAAUGUGAAGCAUUCUAUAAGUAUGUUGCUGAAAAAGUAGAUAAAGUUGACAUUUUAAUAGCUAAUGCUGGUGCCACCUGGGGUGCAGCUUUAGAAGAUCAUCCAGUUUCAGCCGUUAAGAAAGUUCUCGAUUUGAAUGUUGUUUCUGUCUUCCACACCAUCAAAUUGUUUGUUCCAUUAUUGGAAAAAGCAGCAACUAAGGAAGAUCCAUCAAGAAUCAUUCUCAUGUCUUCAGUUAUCAGUCUUACUACCAAUGAUGUAGUUGGUGUUUAUGGAUACUUGAGUUCAAAAGCGGCUGUGUCUCACUUGGGUAGAAACUUGUCUGUUCAAUUUGCUCCAAGGCAUAUCAAUGUCAAUUCAAUUGCCCCAGGUUGGUUCCCUUCUAAAAUGGCAAAUGGUUUAAUUGAAGCUGCUGGUGAUAUGAUUGUUGAAACCAAUCCAAGAGGAAGAUUAGGUGAAAAAGAAGAUCUUCAAAAUUUGUUGAUUUUCUUGUGUUCCAAGCAAUCUAAUUACAUUAAUGGUGUUGUUAUUCCCCUCGAUGGUGGUGCCCACAAUAACGCACCAGCCGCCCAUUUCUAG